Megalops cyprinoides (Indo-Pacific tarpon) is the source of this 8437-nucleotide messenger RNA. RefSeq names its product BAH and coiled-coil domain-containing protein 1-like. Gene Ontology annotation, molecular function: chromatin binding. NCBI's taxonomy places the organism in Eukaryota, Metazoa, Chordata, Actinopteri, Elopiformes, Megalopidae. The record is from RefSeq and is a predicted model, not a curated record.
CAUCCAUUCACUACAGGCUCGAGCUCCGGUGAAUCCGUGCACUGCAGCUACAAACUGCACACUAGGAUGUUACCAUUUCUACAUUAUUUUUUAUUCACCUUCAUGUUUUACUACUUUUUUUACAUGCUAUAUUUUUUCAAAUUCUCAAUCGUUUAUUGUUAUGCAAGGAAUAACUUACCAAAAAAUGUUCGGGAGCAACUUUUUAGGCUGGGAAAGCCUACGGUCUGCUGAAUGCCAGACGAAACCGAAGUUCUAAAACAGGAUUAUAAUAUCUGGGUGCUGUUUGAUGCCCUUGGUUUCCCCGUCGGAUUUCGGAUUAUUCGGUUUUCGGCAUCAUGGAAGGCCGGGAUUUUGGUCCUCCGCCGCACAUCCUGUCCGAGCGCGGCGCGCUGGUUCACCGUGCCGCCUCUCGGAUUGCUCCUACCGGUCACAGCUCCGUACAGCAUCCCGGUCACUUCCAGCCUGGAAAAUACUACCCAUCUCCUAUCCCAAUGGCUCCGCAUUCAGGAAGCAGCCUGAUGGGGAACUCCUCCGCCUCCUUCAUGGGGACCUUCUUGGCCAGCAGUCUGGGGUCACCCCCUUCACACCCGCCUCACCCCUCAGGGCCCCCCUCCUCACCCUCCUCGCCCUCCUUCCGGGGCGGCCCCCACUCCAGCGCCUCACAGAUCUGGUUUCCCCACUCACACGAAGCCACCCCUGGGUACCCACGUUUCUCCGGGAGCCUCGCACCCACCUUCCUACCCAUGAGCCACCUGGAUCACCCCGGCAACGGCAGCGUGCUGUACGGCCAGCACCGGUUCUACGACACUCAGAAAGAUAAUUUUUAUCUCAGAAGCCUCCCGUCUCAGUCUCCCCUCCUCCCAGCCAAUCACAGCUUCCCCCCGAUCUCUCGGGCGGCGCCGGGGCACCCCCUUGGGUCCUGCAGCCGGGAGCGGGACGCUGGGGGUGGGGGCGGGAUGAAGGAGGGUGUGGCAGAGCGCGGGGGGGCGCCGGGUCCCAAGGAGAAGGAGAGGCCCGGAAGCAAGCAGGAGGCGAAGGACAGACCGCCCCACGGCCCCCACCCCUCCCUGCUGGCGGGGGACAGCAGCCGGGCCCUGGAGCGGCACAAAGCCGCCCUGGCCAUGGAGCACAAGCAUGACCCUCUGUCCCGGGGCAAGCUCCUCAGCCCCUGCCUGCUCAACAGCAAGACGCCCAGCGGAGACUCGGCUGCCAAGGGGCCUCUCUCCAGCUGCGGGGGGGCAGGGGGGGCGGGGGGCGCCCAGGCCAGGCACGCGGGCGACGGCGGAAACGCCCGCUGCUCUAAGGAGGGCGUGAGCGGGGAGAUGAGGAUCAGCGAACACCCCCCGGACUGCCUGGAGAGGGGGCGGGGGCUGCACCACUCCGUACCCUCGUACUCCAUGCCCCCGCCCCUAACCAUGAGCAGCGGAGGCAACCCGGGGGGCUUCCCCUGUCUGCAGCUCCACCCGCACCACCCCCACCACCCACACCCCCACCACCACCCGGACUUCUACUGCCCUCCCCUGCCCGCCCCGCUCGCCACCCCCCCUGCCCCCGACAGGGGCCCGGCCAGCGGGGGCAGGGACCCCAAGGUGACGGGCCCGACGUUCGUGCCGUCCGUGGGGCACCCCUUUCAGCUGGGGAACCCCGACUGCCGGGGGGCGGGCGGGGGGGGUGGAUGCAAGGACAAGGCGAUGGAGAAGGGUGGGGGUGGGGGUGGGGGCAGGGGGCAGGGCUUGGGGGGCGGGGAGGGCACCCCCCCAGCCAGCUGCCACAGGAAGCAGCAGCAGCAGCAACAGCACGCCUACGGCAAAGCUGACAAGCCUCCUGAUUGGCUGCAGAAGCACCAGCACCCGCCCCUCACGCAGCAGCGGUCCCGGAGCUCCGAGUGCAUGGGCGCCACCGAUGGGGAGGUGUUCCGCCCGUCCCUGCCCCAGGGGGCCAAACCCGGCCCCUUCCCCAGCACCCUGCCCUACCCGGACUGCUCUCACUCAGGUCCUCCUGCAGGCGGCCAGCCCCCCGAUGCCUCCAAAGGCGUGGCCCCGGUGGGGGGCAGCGUGGGCGGGGCGGGGUGCGUGCUGCAGCGGGACGGGCAGAAGGUGGCCCGGAUCCGGCACCAGCCCGGCGGCAGGCCUGGCGCAGGCGGGUCAGAGCCAGGUCACAGCGGGCACCUGGCGCCCCUCCCCCCCUGGGCGGAGGAGCAGGGGAAGGCGUUAGCAGACUCCUUCUGCGGGGGGGGUCGGCAGCAGCAGCAGCAGGCGGGGACGGAACCCCAGGGCCCCCAGGGGCCACAGGCCGAGGGGAACCCCAUGAAGAGCCUGCUCAGGUACAGCAGCCAGCAGCCGCCUGUCCUGCUGUCCCAGAAGAGCCCGUUCGGGGGGCUGGGCUGCCUGAAAUCGGGGGCGGGGGGGGCCAGCUGCGCCCUGCAAGAGGGCAGGCAGGCCCUGCCCCCCCGGAAGGGCGUGGCCGGUGACGGGGACGCGGGAGACUCCGUCCACGGGGAGGGGGAGGUGCGGCAGCCCCCCGUGGGCAUCGCGGUCGCCGUAGCGAGGCAGCGGGACCCGCCCUGUCGCCCCUCGGACGGACACCCCGCCCACAGCCGGGCGGGCAGGGUGCUGCCCACCCUGAAAGGGAUGCCCCGGUCUGUGUUUCCGCUGGACCGAGACGGAGAGGACGAGAGGAAGAGGAUGUGUGAGGACCAGCUGGGCCUGCCCUGUCUGGACCGAGAGAGAGAGCUGUUCCUCAGGGAUAACAAAGAAAGGGUCGAGUUUCCCAGGAUCCAUCCCUCCAGCAGUUGCCACGGUGACCUCACCUCCCACCUCAUGGUGCCGGGCGGGGCUUCCCUGCAGGCCAGCCAAUUAGGAUCCGACCCCGCCGCCCACGCCCACCCGGCACACCACCAUUGGAUGCCUCGCACAGGAAGCCCCUCCCUCUGGAUGCCGGGACACUCCUACGGGAUCGGCCACGCCCUUCAUCAGAGCCUGCCGCCCGGCUUCUCGCCCGCCAUGCCUGGCCCCCUGCAGCCGGUGCUGCCCCUCCCCCAGGACCCCGCUGCACAGCUGGUGGUGCUGCCCGCCGAGCCAGCUGCCCACCCCGCUGCCCAUCACCUAGAUGUGAUGGAGCAGCCGGGUCUCUGGCCCCCUGUGUACGGAGCUCGGGGGCCCCCCUCUCACAUGCAGCACCCUGCUGUGUACUCCCGCUCACAGUUUCUACGGCAACAGGAGCUCUAUGCUCUGCAGCAUCAACAACACAGGGCGGCACAGGCAAUGGAGACACAGCACAGACACAGACACGCACAGACACAGAGGAAGAUGGAGGACUCCAGCUCUGAGCUGGAUGACCUGCUGUCCGACCCCCAGACCCCGAAACCUGCCAAGCCCUUCUCCUUCCCCCCGUCCAGCAAGAGCAGCCCGUCCCCAGGGGCGUGCAGCACCCGCCUCUCCCCCUGCUGCCGCUCGCCCCCCUCCCUGCGCCCGCACCCAAAGAGCACACCCUGCCCCGCCCCCUGCCCCGCCCCCAGCCCCGCCACCGCUCCCCGCUCCCCCGCCCUCAGCCCCGCCCCGACACGCCCCCCCAAAGCCGCGGAGUCGCAGGACAAGCGGGCGGAAGGGCAGCCGCCACAGGAUUACCCACAAUCCCUUGAGCCUGACCUGCCUCCAGGAUACACCUACCCCGCCAUGGGCUACAGGGGCGGCCCCUCCCCUCAGGAUGUGCGAUUGGCCGAGCCAGCGGACCUGGAGGCGGUGCAGGCGGAGCCAGCCUCUCGGUCCCUCCCCCUCCCUGUGGGGGAGGAGCCUGAGUGUGAGGGAGUGGUGACUCCUGUCCGGACGAUACCGGAGGAGGCGAAACCCGAUGCCAUGGAGCCGCUGGGGGGAGUGGAGGUGGGCGGGGUGGAGAGCAGCCACGCCCACCCUGAGCUGCUGGAGCAGAAGGAGGCGGAGCUUUGCCUCUGCUCUGUGGCAGAGGCGGAGAUCACAGACCCCGCCCCAGUGUGCCCCACCCUGGAGGCUGCCGAAGGAGAUGACCCCUCAGGUGAGGAAAGUCCAGAGGAUACUGUGCAUUCUGGGGACCUGGCCGAUAUCCCCGCCCCCACAGUGGCAGAGCAGGAGGAGCCAGGGAGAGAGCUGACAGCCAAUGAGGACCCUCCGCCUACCCCGCCCCCCAGCCACGCCCCUCAGCCAAACCCCGCCCCUGGGAUCUGGAGCCUGGAGCUGCUUAUUGCUGCUGCUCUCUGUGCGGGCAGAGACUCCCCCCCUCCGCCCCUCCCCCCGCCCGUCCCGCCGGCCCCGCCCCUCCUGUGCAGCCACGGCAUGGAGCUGCUGAGCGAGCUGGCCGACCUGGAGCUGCAGGAGCAGCGAAAGAGCAGCGGGAGCAGCCAAGGAGAGGACGCGCUGACCUUCCACCUGCGGAGCCUGGCCACGCUGGCGGCGGCGCGCGCGCUGGAGCUGCGCUCUCUGCAGGACCCUGUGCAGCACGGCCCCGCCCGCAGAACCCCCAACCUGCGGCGCAAGUGCAGCUGGGCCCCCCGCCACCAACCGGUGUGCCCGGCGAAGGGCGCCAUGGAGACGCUGGACGGACAGGAGCUGGCCAUGCGGGUGCGGCUGGCGGAGCUGCAGAGGCGCUAUAAAGAGAAGCAGAGGGAGCUGCUCAAACUGCAGAGGAAGCACGAGCAGCGGAAGCAGGAGCCAUGUCGCAGUCCUGCACGCCGUGGCCCUGGGAGGCCCCGAAAGCGCAAAUCGGGCCCCAGCGUGGGCCCUGUGGCCCCUUCAGAGGCCCCUAAGAGAGUGAAAUCUCUGGGGGCGGGGCUUGGCCUGCAGUUUGAUGACCUCAGAGGGGGCGGGGAGAUGCGGAGGGCGGAGAAGAAGCUGUCCAAUCGGAGCUACGACCGCCUCAGUGCCACACAGAUGAAGGCUCGGUGCUGUAAGAAGCCCGGGCGCCCGGUGGUUCUGAGCUCUAAGCUCGCCCGUAAGGUGUCUCAGCUGAAGCAGAAGGCCAAAGCCAAGCGGGGCCCCCCGGGGGCCGGCAGUUUCCGGCGCAGAGACAGCGCGGGGCCUGGCCCCGCCCCCCAGCGGCUGUGCCGAGCCCCCAGGCCCCUGAAGGGCGAGGGCAAACGGUCUGGCGACUGCGGGGGGCCCAACAGCGCCGCAGGCAGUGCGGGCAGGGGCGGGGCCGGGGGCGGGCAUGACGGCUGGGCGGGGCGCAUGCUGGCGAUGAGGCGGAGCAGGACCCGCCUGCAGACCCGGGCGAGAGUGCUGAGGGUGGGAAACGCCGCGGCGGGGACGCAGGAGGCGCCUGAGGAGAAGGACGCGUCGCCCGCGGAGAGCGAGCCGUCGCACCGAGGUGAUGAAGAGGAAGGCAGGCAGGACAGUGAGGAAGAGCACGACGAUAUCAAAGCUCCAUCUUCCAAAGACUCUGGCGUGAUUGGUCCGUCCCCUUCUUCAGUCGUGAAACUGGAGGCCAAUCAGAAAGCCAAAAACAAGAAGGAAAGACAAGGACUUCUGGGGUCUCUGAACCGUUCAGCUGUGGAGGAGGUGAAGGUGAGAAAGAGAGCCCCCUUCAGGCUGGCAGCGGUCACUGCAAAGAAGAGGCAACCGGAGCGGCAGGAAUUUGGGGUGGCAAAGAGGGCGCGGCCGCAGGGGCAGGGGGCGGAGCCCGGCGUCCUGCCCCCCUCCAGCGAGAGGCUGAAGAAAGCCACGCACAAGAGCACAGCACUGCAGCGGCCAAUGGGAAAGCCUCGGGGCCGUGCGGUGAGCCGUCUUCUGGAGAGUUUCGCCGCAAACGAGGGCUUCCAGCUGGAUGAGGACAGCAGCUUCUCUGAAGGGGAGGAGGACGAUCUCAACGCCCCGGGACACCCGCCACGCCCCAGCAAGGGGGCCCCCCCAGCUGUGCCAAACUGUGUCCUGACCAAGGAGGCUCUGGUGGACGGUCUGAAGGUGCUGAUAUCCAAGGAGGACGAGCUUUUAUACACAGCCUACGUCCACACAUUGGACCUGCCCGACAUAUACAGCGUGGUUAUCGAAGGGGAGAGAGGAAACCGCCCCAGAAUCUACUCCCUGGAGCAGCUGCUGAAGGAAGCAGUGCUGGACCUGCGGCCGGAGUCGGAGGCGGUGCUGGCGGAGGGGACGAGGGUGUGUGCGUACUGGAGUGAGCGCUCACGAUGCCUGUAUCCCGGAUACGUGCACAGAGGGGGCCCCAAUGAGGAGGAGAAGGAGGGUAGUGUCAUGGUGGAGUUUGACGAUGGGGACCGGGGCUGGAUCUCUCUGCACAACAUCCGCCUGCUCCCCCCAGGGUACCAGGUCCACUGUACAGACGCUGCCCCCGCCUUCCUGGUCUCCAGCAUCCGCCGGCGUCGGAAGAACACCGUCGUGGAUAAGGCCGCCGUGGGCGACCUGUCCUACGAGUAUCAGAGGGCAGCUGCCAAAACCAAACCAGGCGUACCAAAAAGCGUCAACUCAGGGAGGCGGAGUCCCGUAGCGGAGAACACCAAUAAGAGCAACGCCCCCCUUCUCUGCUGGCCCACUGUGGCCGUACCCCGAAAGAGGACCCCCCACAAUUUCUUCCCGCUCAACGGCGCCCCCAGGAGGAUGCUGAAGGGGAAGGAAGUGGAGCUGUUCCCGCUGCUGUCCUCGUGCUCCGCCGUUCCCGCCAAAGGCAUCUUCGGGAGCCCCUUCGAGGUGGAUUCCUUCAGCAGCAUCGCCAAUGGUUACGCCUCCCUCGGCAGCCGGCAGGCUGCCACGCCCCUCGGCCCCCGCGCCGGCCCCAGCGGACGGGGCAGGAAGCUGGGCGACGGGGGCAAGAAGGCCGGGGGCGUGGAGUACCCUGUCAAACUCGACCACGAGGGGGUGACCGCCCCCAAGACCAAGAACAGCAAAGCCCUGCUGCAGCUGGGGGGGCAGGGGCCGGGGGGCAGGGAGGACAAGGGUUUCGGGGCCAAAGGCGUCGGGGGCGUGGCCUCUCCAGUGGGCUACUCCCACCCCAUCCUCCUCGUCAAGGACAACAAGAAGGGAGGCAGCACCCGAGCGGAGCUCCUGCUGAAAGGGGUGUCACCCCUACGCAAGCCCUCUCCCUCCCUGGCCCUGGGGGAGUACGCCGACUUCGGCAUGAACUGCCACAGCGACUGCCACAGCUCCUACUCCGACCUGGAUGAGGAAGAGGAAGAGGAGGAGGAAGAGGAGAGGAGGGCCGCGCUGGCCGCCGCCGCCGCCGCCGCUGCCUCGGGUGGGCUGAGGACGGCCGGCCGCUUCCUGUCCCGGCUCUCCGUGUCGUCCUCGUCCUCCGCCUCCUCCAGCUCCUCCAGCUCCGGCUCCCUCUCCAGCUCCAGCCUCUGCUCCUCGGAGAACGACUCCUCCUACAGCUCGGAGGACGAGGAGAGCUCCACGCUGCUGCUGCAGGGCUGCCUCUCCUCCCAUCAUGCCCUGCUUCAGCCCCCGGAGCCCCCACCGCCCACCGUACCGCGCUCCUUCGUGGCCAAAGCCAUGGCGGUAAGCCCCGCCAAAGCAGGGGCGGGCGGCAAGCCUCUCAGGAGGAGGGAGAGCCCCAACGCCACGCCCGCCGCCCCACCCGCCAAACCCGCCAAAGACCCAGCCAGGAGGCAGAGGCUGCCGACAGCCGACAGCCUCCACAAGAUGCCCCCCUUCCUGCCCAUGCGGCAGCUCUGGAGGUGGUCUGGCAACCCCACACAGAGGCGGGGUAUGAAGGGCAAAGCACGUAAGCUCUUCUACAAGGCCAUCGUGCGUGGGCGGGACAUGGUGCGCGUGGGUGACUGCGCUGUCUUCCUGUCCUCCGGCCGGCCGCACCUGCCCUACGUCGGCCGCAUCGAGAGCUUCUGGGAGUCCUGGGCCAGCAACAUGGUGGUGAAGGUCAAGUGGUUCUACCAUCCCGAGGAGACCAAGCUGGGCAAGAGGCACCAAGAUGGCAGGCACGCCCUUUACCAGUCGUGUCACGAGGACGAGAACGACGUGCAGACCAUCUCGCACAGGUGCCAGGUGGUGAGCCGGGCGGAGUACGAGCGUCUGAGUCGAGGCAGGAGGCCGGUGGGCGGCUGCCAGGACCUUUUCUACCUGGCCGGGACCUAUGACCCCACCACCGGUCAGCUGGUCACCGCCGAAGGCGUGUCCAUCCUGUGCUAGCCCGUGGGUGGCCCUGUGGGAGUCACUACCGAAGGCCUGGAGCUCUGGAAGACGGACCCGCGGCUUCGCCUGCCGGAAGGUUCUGUGAAAGGAGGCACCCUUGUUUUACUGUGUGCCAUCUCUGCCAAUCGCUGCCUGCCCCAGGGCAUGCUGGGAGGAGCGGCACCUACCCUGCUGUGAGCAACACACAGACACACAGGCCAGCCCGGGGGGCCCACCCCCCACCCCCCUCUGUGAGGUGGAGUCCACUGUGCUGAAACGGCCGUUGCAGUUGCCGGAGUUGUGGGUGAAGGGUCCCAGGUUUGGGCCAG